This is a messenger RNA of Oryzias melastigma (Indian medaka), 1776 nucleotides long. It is a transcript of the gene rad9a, whose product is annotated as RAD9 checkpoint clamp component A. The record is from RefSeq and is a predicted model, not a curated record. Lineage: Eukaryota; Metazoa; Chordata; Actinopteri; Beloniformes; Adrianichthyidae. Gene Ontology annotation, cellular component: checkpoint clamp complex. Bases 254 to 1465 code for a protein of 403 amino acids. Gene Ontology annotation, biological process: mitotic intra-S DNA damage checkpoint signaling; DNA replication checkpoint signaling; DNA repair. The transcript has 12 exons.
UCCCUGAUUGGUCAACUGUGCGGAAGCAGCUUGUGGCGCCGUAAACAACGAGAGGUUUGGCUCAACUGUCUAAAAAGUCUUCGUAUAAAAACAUUUGAAACUUACCCAAACAAAAAAACAUACGUUUGGAAGGUGCGUCCAUGUUUAACAUACUAAAUUACACUCAGUUCUCUUAAUGGUGUUGCACAGAUGCUCGUUUUGGCUAAUUUUUUAGUAACUUUUGCUAACUCGACGGAGAAGUUCGCUUGCAGAAAUGCAGUGUGUCGUGACGGGAGGAAACGUGAAAGUGCUGGCUAAAGCCAUCCAUUCCCUGUCUCGCAUCGGUGAGGAGCUGUACGUGGAGCCCCAGAAGGACGGGGUAAGCUGCUGUGCUACUGUCAGAAACACCAUCACUUCCUCCUGCCAUCUGGCGCUGCGGUCUGUGAACUCUUCUCGGUCGGCAUAUGCGUGCUUCCUGUUCGCACCACUCUUCUUUAGCAGGUACUCCAUUCCCAACGGGAAAGACUUCCGCUGCAAGAUAGCAAUAAAGAGUGUACAGUCUGUAUUCAGAUCUGUGGCAACUCUUGAGAAAACAGUGGAGAAGUGUCACAUUGAGCUGGAUGAGGAGAACGACCGCCUCACCUUCACCCUCCACUGCAAACAUGGCCUUUUAAAGACACACAACCUGUCUUACCAGGACAGUGAAAGUCUACAGGCAAUGUUUGAUAAGGACGCCUGUACCACUAAUUUCAGAGUGAAUCCCAGGGUGCUGGUGGACACAGUCGCACACUUCCCUCCGUCUCUGGAAGAAGUGACUGUGACGGUGAGCGAUGAGCGGAUGUGGGUGAGAAACUAUGUGGAGGAUGAAACAGAGCGUUCCAAAGCCAUGCUGACAGAGCUGUGUCUGGCCUCUGAUGAGUUUGAUCAUUUUGUCGUCAAGGCUCAUAACAGCUUCACGUUUUGUUUGAAAGAGCUUCGGGGUUUGCUUGUGUUUGCAGAGUCCAACAAUCUUCCUGUUUCCAUGUACUUUAAAGAGCCAGGAUGUCCCGUGGUGCUGUCAGUGACAGACAGUGUUAUGGAGGGAAACUUUGUGCUGGCUACAUUAUCGGACGGUUCCAGCCCUCCUAAAAACAAAAGCAAAGGAGCACACACACAGCAAUCCCUCCCUCCCGAUGACUUCAUGAACGAUGACAUGGACUCCUACCUAAUUGCCAUGGACACCAGUGUUGCAUCCUCAGCUGCUGAGCCGCCUGCAUCAACACUAACCGACCCCUGUACCUCGAAACUCCCUGAAGCCAAUCACAAGACAAGAACGCACAGUGAGGAGGAGGAGGAGGAGGAGGUGGCGGAUGGUCCUGACAGACCACCCAACAAAAAGUUCCGAUCCCUCUUCUUUGGAUCCGUGCUUCCUCCGUCCCCCCAGAUGAGUACACAACCUGUGACGACUCAGGAAGUGCUGGCCAGUGACAGUGAGGAUGAGUCUUGAGCGGGGUGACAGUCAGAGUCACAGGUAGAGGGGAUGCCAAAGUCUACGACCUGAGGACUUCUUACAGUAAAAAAAGGGACAUUUUGGACUGUGCAGUUCCUCUUUAUUGCCUGCUGUGAUCUUACAUAGACCCUGUUUGUUACUGAGAGGCCAGCAGCGUUCUUGCUGGACUCAAUCUGGGAUCACAUAGAGCUGAAAAUGAAGCACUUCAGUUUAUUUAUUUAUUUUUUUGGUUUGCAAUAUGUCCAAUGUGUAAUGCAGAAGCAGGAUGUCAAGUCCCGCCAAAUAAAACAUUCUAUUUUUCAAGUAAA